AUGCUGCUGCAUCCACCGGGACCCCUUGGGGACUGCAGGUCGUCGUAUCCAACGAGUAAACUCGCCGCUGUCCUCGUGCUACUCUUCGAACGCGCGGGGGAGCUCCGUGUACUCCUCACCACCCGGAGCAAGUCCCUCCGCGCACAUCCCGGCCAGACCGCCCUGCCCGGGGGUAAAGUCGACGAGACAGACGUCGACAUAGUGGCUACUGCUUACCGCGAAGCCCACGAAGAAGUCGGAUUGCCGCUGAACUGCCCGCAUGUGUAUACCCUGUGUCUGCUGCGCCCCUUCUUGUCGUCGUCGAAGCUCUUUGUCACACCUGUGGUCGCUUUCUUGGGUGAUGUCUCUGUUCUCGGCGGUCUGACGGCCAACGCGGAGGAAGUCGACUGCAUCUUUGACCAUCCCCUGGAGGCUCUCCUGGACCCCAUCAUAGCGAGGAAAGAACCAUUGGUGCCUAUCGGGAGCGAGCAUUGGCCAUACGAGGUCGAACUUCACAGCACCACGGACACCGUACUAAGCUGGCUCAAUGGUGCUACGUACCGUAUGCACCGCUUCCGCAGUUCAGCGUCUCCAAUAAAGGGUUUGACAUCAGAGAUACUAACUACCACCGCCGAGAUUGCGUACGCUCGAACACCGACAUACGAACGCUUUGCACCUGGGCAGAUCAAAGAAUUCUCGAUCUUGUAUCGCGUCCUCCAAGAUUCUGGCUUGAACCAGGUGGUGAUGGUGUCCAGCGCCCCUACAUCCGGGACCGUGACCCCUGUGUAA
Molecule: messenger RNA, 768 nt
Organism: Gloeophyllum trabeum ATCC 11539
Lineage: Eukaryota; Fungi; Basidiomycota; Agaricomycetes; Gloeophyllales; Gloeophyllaceae
Exons: 4
Coding region: 1-768 (255 amino acids)
Biological process (GO): coenzyme A catabolic process
Molecular function (GO): acetyl-CoA hydrolase activity; coenzyme A diphosphatase activity
Source: RefSeq, a predicted model, not a curated record